Messenger RNA from Amborella trichopoda, 1399 nucleotides. RefSeq names its product thiamine pyrophosphokinase 1. Gene Ontology annotation, biological process: thiamine diphosphate biosynthetic process; thiamine metabolic process. Gene Ontology annotation, molecular function: ATP binding; thiamine binding; thiamine diphosphokinase activity. Lineage: Eukaryota; Viridiplantae; Streptophyta; Magnoliopsida; Amborellales; Amborellaceae. The record is from RefSeq and is a predicted model, not a curated record.
GCGCUAAACAAUCUCUCUCUCUUCCGAAUCUCUCUUUCAAAAUCCAGUCUUUCAGCUCUCUCUUUUCAUCUCGUUCUAUUGCAAUUACAGGGGUUCAGGUCAGUCAUGGCGGAGUUAAUGUCUCAUUCCUCUCUCUUCCUUCUCCCAACUCCAAUAAACCCCUCCAAAGCCACUUACGGCCUCAUCGUCCUCAAUCACCGCCUUCCAUCCUUCACACCCCUUCUCUGGAAGCACGCGCAACUACGGCUAUGCGCAGAUGGAGGAGCAAAUCGACUUUAUGAUGAGAUUCCGGAGAUGUUACCCAACGAGGAUCCGAUUGAUGUUCGUUUGAGGUUCAAGCCAGAUGUCAUAAAGGGAGAUAUGGAUUCAAUCAGGAGAGAAGUCCGUGAAUUUUAUGCCAAUCUGGGAACUGAGAUUUUGGAUGAAUCAGAUGAUCAAGAUACUACGGACCUACACAAAUGUGUUGCUUUUAUCAAGAAUUGCACUCCAAACUUGGAGAAGUCAAAUUUGAGAAUUAUUGUUGCUGGGGCACUAGGAGGCAGAUUUGAUCAUGAGAUGGGAAAUGUCAACGUUCUUCUCAAAUUUUCAGAUAUUCGGAUAACUCUUCUAUCUGAAGACUGCCUGCUUUACAUUCUUCCAAGAGGCCACCGUCAUGAAAUAUGUAUUCUCUCUUCAGUUGAAGGCCCUCACUGUGGUCUCAUUCCAAUUGGUAUUCCAUCUAAAAGUACCACGACUACAGGCCUGCAAUGGGAUCUCACUGAUUCGGCCAUGGAAUUUGGAGGCCUGAUAAGUACAUCAAACAUCGUUCGGGAGGAAAAGGUGACUGUUUCCUCUGAUUCUGAUCUGCUGUGGACAAUAUCCAUCCGCAAGGAGAAUAUAUAUUCUUGAAUUGAUUUUGGAAGACCAAUUGUCAUGUGGUACAUACGCAUCUUCACAGGCAGCCUAUUAAUACUGGAGCGCAUCGCUGGAGAAAUGCGUUAUUACUGGAGGGCACAAUCAUGGGAAUGCACCAUCCAUCGGAACCAUGUGGGUGGGAUGCAGUUUAUUGGAAUGUACUUUUCGCCUGAAACAGGCACACGUUGGUAGGCACAAAUCACCGAGGCAAGGCAAUUCACCGGAUGGUAUAAAUCACCGGAGGUUUUUCUAUUGAAAGCAUAAUGUAUAGCGGCAAAAAGAUAGACAACCUAUGAGCUCGACCCACGUAUGUACUCGCAGGAGGGGUGCUUUAUGUGCUGUUGUUAGCUUGCAAAGUGUAAAGUGCGUCAUCAAGUGUAAUUGCACCAUUGUCCUCACACACACAUACAAACACGUACAUUCGCGAUUCGUAUCACACUGUACAUGCUCCAUGUAAGCCUUCUCUCAUUUUGAUUUUUAAAACACAAGUGAAGAUAUCCACGUA